Conger conger (European conger) is the source of this 3346-nucleotide messenger RNA. RefSeq names its product BICD family-like cargo adapter 1. NCBI's taxonomy places the organism in Eukaryota, Metazoa, Chordata, Actinopteri, Anguilliformes, Congridae. The transcript has 10 exons. The coding region runs from base 178 to 1770 and encodes 530 amino acids. Gene Ontology annotation, biological process: vesicle transport along microtubule; Golgi to secretory granule transport. The record is from RefSeq and is a predicted model, not a curated record.
UUGCAAACAGCAGCUCGCUUACAACACCGAUAGGUAGGUUAGCGUUUACCUCUGAAUUAGACUUUUUAUAGCCUAAUUGCUAUGUAACUUUUGCAGUGUACGUCAAUUUAUGACAAAUAAAUGAAGAAAUAGUAGUUGGAAUAGCCUAAUCUACAUUUUCUCUUUUUACGAUAAAACAUGAGUCGAGUCAAGGAGUGGCUGUUUAAGUCGCAUGGAAUGGAACUGGAAGAAGACUUCUAUUCUUUUGAUUACGCAGAAGAAUUAUCUGGUUACCAAGACCCCAAUGAACUUCUGGCAGCAUUGAAACAAAAAGAAGAGGAAGUCAUAUUAGCUGCCGAGUUGGGAAAUGCUCUUCUCCUGGAAAACCGUCAGCUUAAAGAAGAAAAUGACAAACUCCAUGAACAAUACAGCGACAAGUUAGAGGAGCUGGAGCAGAGCAGGCACGAGUUACGAGUGAAGCUGGACAGCUGCGAGACGGCAUGGGAGAAUCAGGUGGUGGAGCUGGAGAGGGAUGUACAAGAGCUGACCAUCCAGACGCAGAGGCUCAACCAGGCCUUGACCGAAGCAGAGCGUUGCAAGAAACAGACCCAGCGAGAGCACGCCGACGAGACCAACCGACUGAAAGAACAGCUCAACAAGGCAUUAGAGGCUGAGCGGGUGCUGACGGCAGAGCUGCAGGUGUUUAAGCAGAGCUUCCACCAGCAGGGCCGCUCCGGGCCCCGGGAUGAGGAGCUCAUCAGUGCCCUGAAAGAGCAGGUGGCGCGUCUGUCGCAGAAGAACUUGUCUCUGGAGCAGCGUCUGGAGGCUGUGUGUCAGGAGAAUGCGGGUCUGCAGGACAGCCUGGCUUCCCUGCACAAGCGGCUCGUUCUGCAGGAGGAACAGGGCCGCCAGCGCACUCAACAGCUGGUGGAGGCUGAGAAAGAGGUGGAGGUGUCACGUGGGAGGAACCAGCAGCUGCAGGAGCAGGUGGAGCAGCUACAGGAGGAGAUCUCCAUGCAGGAGUCUGGGCGGAGCGAAGCAUCUCUCCUGUCUGAGCUGGAGCAGAGCUUCAGUAACAUGAGCUGGAGUCAGGACAAGGAGCAGGUGAAGGAGGAAGUGCUGUCUGUCCUGAAGGUCCUGCUUCCCCUAACGGACCAAGAAAGGGCCCUGGACUCCCUGCGCCAGGAGAACCUGGACGGCGCACUUCUCCUGCUCAGAACCACGGCUCACAGACUCGCUUGCGACCGCGCCCCUCAGGAGCUGAAUGCCCCCAUUGUUGGCAGUGUGCGUGAGAAUGCGGACCUGAUUCAGGAGCUCCAGGAUCAGAACUCUAAGCUCAUGGCAGAAAAUUCAGAGCUGAAAACCCGUGUGGAGAACAGCCAGGAGAGAGAGGUGACACAACAGGCCAUACGGGACCGAGAUGAAGCCAUCGCAAAGAAGAACGCCAUGGAGAAAGAGCUGCUGCGCUGCAAGACUGACAUGAUGUCCCUGAACAACCAGCUCCUGGAGGCCAUUCACCGCAAGCUGGAGCUGUCUCAGGAGCUGGAGGCCUGGCAGGAUGACAUCCAAGUGAUCCUCAACCAGCAGCUGCAAAGCCAACAGCUGUCAGAAACUGGCCUGAGGAAGACCCGCACCAACCGGCUACCGUUCCUAAAUUGGUCCAGCGCCCCCGAGCUUGAGCACAGACGUGCCUCCACGCCUUGCACCACCUCCUCCAGUACCUCAGAGAAGACACAGGCACCCUGGAAGGGCUGGCUGAAGCGGGUGAAGAUGGGCCAGGAAGGACUCUGAGCCCUGGGUUCAUGGGCACCAUCAGUUACCGCAGAGCCCACAGAUGGCUCACGGUUAAAACGGCAGGGCUGCCGAACUCGCAUCUCUGAAAUGGCGAGUCUACGCCCUUAGAAGCUGAAGCAAAAAGGAAAUGCUACAUGGGCAUGGACAUUUUCGCAUGAACUUGUCAUCUUUACUAUAUGUGUAUUUUUAUUUUUGGAUAAUCUAUGUUGGACUUUGAAAGUUCGACGUCCAAUUUAAAUCAAAGUUCUGCUGCAGAAUCUAUGCUAAAGACAGACAAUGAUGAACGUGAAGGAGAGGGCUUUUGUAAAAUAAGUUUCAUAAAAAGGAAAGCAGAAGCUUCAGCUAUGUGCAUGUAUAUUGAUCCUGACAGUAUUUACUGAUAAUGUGUUCAUCAAAGUGUUUAUUAAGGACAGAUUAAGUAGAGUAGAACAUACUGUAUUUGUGUAAAUUUGAUUGGAUGUCACAGGAUUAGGGGAUUUAAGAUUCUAGGAAUACAAUUUGUGCCAGUAAGUCUUUCACUUGCUGAGUUCCACUUAAUUUAGCAUUUUUUAGAUUAUGCAAAGGCAUACAAAAAUGUAUAAUUUUCAACAAUGUACUGUAUCACUCAAGUAAUUAUUCAUGAGCCAUUGAACACAAACGGAUUUGCUUUUGACUUUGAUCUGCAAAAGCUUUUUCAGAAGUGGCAGCCAGAGUUAUAGCAGGCUCUGUUUCGGGUUUGUUACAAUGUAUUUUCAGGGCUACGAAUGUAUAGAACCCAAGGAGAAAUGUGUAGCAAUGCUGCAUGCUGAAGGGCUAUAUUCUCAAACUUAUGCAGUUUAAAAGUAAAAAGAACUAUAUAGAGAACAAACAUUUUGAGGUUAUAAUGAAGGUAAGAAGUCCCUGCCUUUCUUUUUAGAGAACCAGACUGGGGGGACUGCAGAACUACUUAAGGCUCCAUGCUGAAAGUAAAAAAAGCCGCUAGACCAUUCAUCUUUGCUUUCAGUUGACGGCUACCAUUUUUAGUUAGAGAGAAAGGCAUGGCUACAGUAUAGGGAUCCUGGGCAGGUUGUGCCAAAUGCUUCCAUUGGUAUUCCAUUAUAAACUAGUGUACAUUUGACUCCCUUCUCCUGGCACUUAAAACACUGUAAAGUGUGUAAUCAUGUUCACUGAGCCUCACCUGGCUCAGCAUUGGACAACCAGAAGCAUGUCAAAAGCAGGGAAAUAUGUGUAAAUAGGAAAACAGCUAAAGGAUUGUGGUUGUUGUACAGUAUGUAUUUAAGGCAUACACAUGCUGAUUUCAAACUUACUGUUACAUAAUGUGACAAAAUCUAAGAUUCUGUGUAAAAAUCUUUACAUUGCUCGUCACACUUUCUUACUGAUUUUAUGCAUCUUUAAACAUGUUUGACUGAAGUCAACUAUGCUACAGAAUGACUGGAUCAACUGAAAUGCAUAAUACAAUAUUUAAUGACAAUGUGAACCUGAACCCUACAAGAAUGACAAGGCAUGCUUUCAGAAACCGCUGUGUAUGAUGUGUUUGAAGAAAAGGAAAUUGGCAUUGUUUAUACUGUUGAGUAAAGUCAUAUUUAUACACAUA